Vanrija pseudolonga is the source of this 938-nucleotide messenger RNA. RefSeq names its product putative methyltransferase Mb3374. The record is from RefSeq and is a predicted model, not a curated record. The transcript has 4 exons. Bases 66 to 938 code for a protein of 290 amino acids. Gene Ontology annotation, molecular function: S-adenosylmethionine-dependent methyltransferase activity. NCBI's taxonomy places the organism in Eukaryota, Fungi, Basidiomycota, Tremellomycetes, Trichosporonales, Trichosporonaceae.
UGCUCCUGGCCCGCUCGUUACACCUCCCGAGAACAACGAGAGCAGCAACCUCGAUCAGUAUCAGAAUGAGCUCUACUACGCAAGUGCACGGAAUCGCUGCCAGCGGUUUUGCCGAGGGGACAAACGACCUCUAUGAUCGCGCGCGCCCUUCGUACCCGCCCAACGCGCUGCAGCACAUCUUCAAGGCCGUCGGCGGUAAGCCUGGCGGCACGUACAUCGAGCCCGGCUCCGGCACGGGCAUCUUCUCGCGCCAGGUCCUGAGCCCCCCGACGCCCGAGUUCCCCGCGUUCAAGCCCAAGGUGCUCGUCGGCGUCGAGCCGAGCGCGGGGAUGCGCGCGGCGUGGGAUCGCGGAAACGCAAAGCUCCCAGCCGCAGCUCUCGCCGGCGUCGAUGCGCGCUCUGUCGACGGCGGGUUCGACGACUACUCGCACACCAAGCUCGACAAGGGCUCCGCCGACGCCAUCUUUAUUGUCCAGGCAUUCCACUGGUGUCAAGACUAUGAGAAGGCUCUGCGCGAGGCAGCAGCCUACCUCAAGCCCGGUGCACCGCUCGUCAUCCUCUGGAAUCUCGAAACGAAAGACGGAUAUCAAGGACAGGCGCGCGAGUUCUACCAGCCUUAUGAUCUGGGAACGCCACAGUAUUACCGCAUGCGCUGGAGGGCGAUGGAGGACACCCCGGCCUUUACUGAGCUCUUCGAGCCUCUCGAGGAGACCAAGUUCACGUGGUCAAGUCCCGUAACUGAGGAUGGCGUCGUUGACCGCAUCCUCUCCAAAUCGUACCUCACCGAGGCCCAUCUCAACGGAGACAGUAGGGUCGAGUUUAUCAAGGGGCUGCGCGAAAUCAUCCGCAAUGGGGACAAGGACUGGGUGGACAAGGAGAACGGAGUGUUCCAGUGGAAGUCCGACACCGACGUGCUCGUGCUCCGAAAGAGACAGUAA